AUUGUUGUUUUUUAUUUUGAAGUGAGCGGGUUUGCGUAACGUGGGGAAUUUAAUUCGAUUUGAUUUGAAAUUAUUAAUUCUCGUUAUGGUGCUGAUCAAGGAAUAUCGCGUGUGCAUGCCACUAACCGUGGAGGAGUACAAAAUUGGACAGCUUUAUAUGAUAGCCAGGCACAGUUUGGAGCAGUCGGAGGAGGGCGAAGGUGUUGAGGUUGUCCAGAAUGAGCCAUGUGAGGAUGAAGUCCAUGGCAAGGGCCAGUUUACCGAGAAGCACAUACACUUGUCCAAUCGCCUGCCCUAUUGGAUACAAGCCAUUUGUCCUCGUGUUUUCUAUGUGAUAGAAAAAUCAUGGAAUUAUUAUCCUUACACUCUGACAGAAUACACGUGUUCCUUCAUACCAAAGUUGCAUGUUCUGAUUAAGACCAAAUACGAAGACAACAACGGCAACACAGAGAACUGCUUGGAUUUAACAGAGGAGCAAUUGAAACAGCGUGUAGUAGAGCAAUUGGAUAUUGCUUUCGAUGAGUUUCCCACAAAGCAUUAUAAACAAGAGGAAGAUCCCAAGUUCUUUAAAUCACAAAAGACAAAUCGCGGUCCUUUGUGUGAGGGUUGGCGUGAAACCGACAAACCCAUCAUGUGCUCCUACAAAGUCGUCGAGGCUAGUUUCGAGAUCUGGGGCUUUCAGACUCGUGUCGAGGAUUUCAUACAGCGCAGCAUACGCGAUAUUUUACUUUUGGGCCAUCGGCAGGCCUUCUCCUGGAUAGAUGAAUGGCAUGGCAUGAGUUUCGAUGAUGUGCGUGACUAUGAACGCCAAAAGCAGGCCGAGACAAAUCAGAAAGUUCAAACUGGACAAGAUGCAGCCACAGCAGUUGCCGCUGCUGUUGGUGAGGGUGAAUAGAGAAAUUAAAUUGAUUAAAAUGUAAUUCAAAAUUUCAUGUAGAUCACACACCCAAUAGUAACAAAUUGCAGGCAGUAAAUUGUACCUAUAAUAUUUAA
This is a messenger RNA of Drosophila willistoni, 993 nucleotides long. It is a transcript of the gene rdgBbeta, whose product is annotated as cytoplasmic phosphatidylinositol transfer protein 1. The coding region runs from base 86 to 895 and encodes 269 amino acids. NCBI's taxonomy places the organism in Eukaryota, Metazoa, Arthropoda, Insecta, Diptera, Drosophilidae. Gene Ontology annotation, molecular function: phosphatidylinositol binding; phosphatidylinositol transfer activity. The transcript is spliced from 7 exons. Gene Ontology annotation, cellular component: cytoplasm. Gene Ontology annotation, biological process: phospholipid transport. The record is from RefSeq and is a predicted model, not a curated record.